CAGGCGGAGCGGACAGCGGCCCCCCGUGGCUGGGCUGGCAGCAGGCCACCCGCACUGCGCCCUGCGCUCUGCGCUGCCUUCAUCUCUGCUCUGAGGAGCGGCGGGGUCCGGGGUCCUGUCUGGCCAUGGACACGGCCUCGUCCCCGCCCAAUGCUGAGAGGAAGCGCGCGGGUUGGGGCCGCCUGCUAGGCGCCCGGCGGGGCAGCGCGGGACUAGCCAAGAAGUGUCCCUUUUCACUGGAGCUGGCCGAAGGUGGCCCGACGGGAGGCACGGUCUACGCGCCCAUCGCACCAACCGGAGCUCCAGGGCUCGCGCCCCCCAUGUCGCCCCCUGUGUCGCCCGUCCCGGCCCCUGCAGACCUCGGCCCACGUCCGCGGGUGAGCCUUGACCCGCGCGUCUCCAUCUACAGUACGCGUCGCCCGCUGCUGGCGCGCACCCACAUCCAGGGCCGCGUCUACAACUUCCUCGAGCGCCCCACGGGUUGGAAGUGUUUCGUGUACCACUUCACCGUCUUCCUCAUUGUUCUGGUCUGCCUCAUCUUCAGUGUCCUGUCCACUAUUGAGCAGUAUGCCGCUCUGGCCACCGGGACCCUCUUCUGGAUGGAGAUUGUCCUUGUGGUGUUCUUUGGGACAGAGUAUGUGGUCCGACUCUGGUCUGCAGGCUGCCGCAGCAAGUACGUGGGCAUCUGGGGUCGGCUACGCUUUGCCCGGAAGCCCAUUUCCAUCAUUGACCUCAUCGUGGUUGUAGCCUCUAUGGUUGUCCUCUGUGUGGGUUCCAAAGGGCAAGUGUUCGCCACAUCAGCUAUCAGGGGUAUCCGCUUCCUUCAGAUCCUGCGGAUGCUGCAUGUUGAUCGCCAGGGAGGUACCUGGAGGCUCCUAGGCUCUGUAGUGUUCAUUCACCGCCAGGAGCUGAUCACCACCCUGUACAUUGGCUUUCUGGGUCUUAUCUUCUCCUCCUACUUUGUCUACCUGGCUGAGAAAGAUGCAGUGAAUGAGUCCGGCCGCAUUGAGUUUGGCAGCUACGCAGAUGCUCUGUGGUGGGGAGUGGUCACAGUCACCACCAUUGGCUACGGGGAUAAGGUACCCCAGACAUGGGUUGGGAAGACCAUCGCCUCCUGUUUCUCUGUCUUCGCCAUAUCCUUCUUUGCACUCCCAGCGGGCAUACUUGGCUCUGGGUUUGCGCUGAAGGUCCAGCAGAAACAGAGGCAGAAACACUUCAACCGGCAGAUCCCAGCCGCAGCCUCACUCAUCCAGACUGCAUGGAGGUGCUAUGCUGCGGAGAAUCCUGACUCAUCCACUUGGAAGAUCUAUGUCCGGAAGCCUGCUGGAGCCACACUUUGCUCUCCCCCCAGCCCCAAGCCUAAAAAAGUAAAGAAGAAGAAGUUCAAGCUGGAUAAGGAUAACGGGCUGAGUCCUGGAGAGAAGAUAUUCAAUGUCCCUCACAUCACUUGUGAUCCCCCAGAGGAUCGGAGGCCAGACCAUUUCUCCAUUGAUGGCUACGACAGCUCAGUAAGGAAGAGCCCUACACUGCUGGAAGUAAGCACACCCCAUUUCUUGAGAACAAACAGCUUUGCUGAGGACCUGGACCUGGAAGGGGAGACCCUGCUGACCCCCAUCACCCAUGUGUCACAGUGAGUGUCCAUUUGCCCACAACAGCUGGGGCUCAAGGGAAGUGCCCUGGCAUGGGGCAAAGCUCAUCCUCUUGCUGGAAUGCAGUCUUAUUUACCCAGUACCCAGAACUCACUGCCUAUCUUUAAGAACCUGGGGACACUGGCUGCUGGGGCUGGCCUCAGGGCUCAGGCAGGAGAGAAGAGCAGAGGCUUUCCCACCGAAUCUGGAAACACGAUCCUCUUGUUUUGACUUAUGGAAAACCAGACUGAUCAUUUUCCACUUGUUUGCAUGCUUGGAGCGUCUGAGAAAAUUGGGUUUUUUUCCCCCCCUUC
This is a messenger RNA of Rattus rattus (black rat), 1942 nucleotides long. RefSeq names its product potassium voltage-gated channel subfamily KQT member 1. Bases 126 to 1634 code for a protein of 502 amino acids. Gene Ontology annotation, cellular component: membrane; voltage-gated potassium channel complex. The record is from RefSeq and is a predicted model, not a curated record. NCBI's taxonomy places the organism in Eukaryota, Metazoa, Chordata, Mammalia, Rodentia, Muridae. The transcript has 11 exons. Gene Ontology annotation, molecular function: voltage-gated potassium channel activity. Gene Ontology annotation, biological process: potassium ion transport; transmembrane transport.